UAUUUGUUUAGCAUUGGAUAUGCUGCUUUUUAAAGAAAGCAGAAAACAUUUAAUCGGCGUAUACUUUACUCACUCUUGUAUGUUAAAUACAUUUCAGCACUGCUUUCCUCUUUCUAGAUCACAAUAACAUUCAUAUUAGGACAAAACACGGUUGUAAGGUGUGAUGAAGCUGGAAUUGUCUCGAGUGGUUCAGGGAUGUCGAUUGGGAGUUUUGACUGGAUUGGGGAAAACGGGUCAUCAACAGCACUCAUUAGAUGUUCCUGGCUGUUUCCUGUACUCUCGAUGUGCAACUGUACCCCAUCUGACCCAGGACACGUUACACACGUUAAGCGAUCUGCCUUCGGUCACACAAGUUACAGUGGAUAGCCUUGCAGAGCAUCAGGAGGUGCUGGAGGAAUUUAAAGAGGGUGUCAAAAAAUUUGCAGGUCUUCAUAAUACUGCGCUUUUCUGCUCUCAGCAUGAUUCUGCGAAUCCCAGUCCUGCUGGUCACGUCACCAACAAGACAGUGUCAGUUUGGGGCAGCGGCGGACGGAUAGAGCUGACAGUGGCUCGGUUCAUGGCGAUUCAGGCAGCUAUCCAACCUGACUGCUAUCACAGCAUGGCAGACGGAGAGACCUGGCAGGUCAAUACGUCUCGCAAGCGAGUCCGCAAAGCAGUGGACCGAACUCUGGCCCAUCUGGAUGAGUGUCUAAUGUUGCACCAGAAAACCCAGGAAUUAAAGCGGGCAGAGAUAUUUGGAGUUGUGGAGGGUGGAGAUAUCAUGGAGGAGAGACUUCGCUCCGCUCGAGAGACCGCCAAGCGUCCUGUGGGUGGAUUUGUCCUUGAUGGAUUUCAUUCUGCUGCCAUGAACCAGGAUGUGAGAAGUCAGUUGAUUCAAGCGAUAACUGCAGAGCUUCCCCAUGAAAAGCCGAGGUUAAUUCUGGGGGUCGGCUGUCCUGAUGAGGUGAUCAGCUGUGUUGAAGCCGGAGUCGACCUGUUUGAAAGCUUCUUCCCAUUCCAGGUGACGGAACGAGGUUGCGCGCUCAACUUCAACUACACUAUUGAUCCUGACCCUGAGACGGCAGUGCUGGAAUCAAAUGGAGAGAUGUCUGAUGUCAUAAAGCAAAGCGACAACGAAGAUGGAAAAAUGACGCCUUUCGAAAUCAAUCUCAAGGAUAAAAGAUAUCAAGACGAUUUCCGCCCUCUUGUGGAGGGGUGUGGCUGUUACUGCUGUCAGAAGCACAUGAGAGCAUAUGUCCAUCAUUUACUGGUGACCAAUGAGCUGCUCGCUGGAGUUUUACUCGCGAUGCACAACACGGCCCACUACCUCGGCUUCUUCAAAGCACUGCGGGAGGCAAUCGGCAACGACCAUCUGCAAGACUUGAAAGCUAGAGUUCUCCGUCGCAGAGAACGAGAUAUGUAAUUAAAAUGAUUGAAAGACUUUUAGGAUGAGAAAAGAGCUUCUACUUCAAACUAUGAGGGAGUCAUAAGUGCGCUCUGAUUUCAGAGUAUGUAUGUUUACAUGAAUAUAAAGCCGGAUUUUGCAGCGCAUGCCUCUGGCAUGACAAUAAGUGCAAGUAAUACUGCACCUACAACCUACAGACCUUUACGAUUCCCAUUUCAGAGUUAGCCUACGGAUUUGGAUUUUCCAUUUGUUCUGCUUAAUGAACAAAUUUACCUAGGAGGAGUAUUAAUAAUGGAGAAAUUACAUUUUUAAUGGGGUAGGCCUUUUGACCAAGUUCACUCUCUAAAGCUUUGAAGUUUUAUAGCUCACCUGGUUUUCGACACAGAGUUUUUCCGUCACUAUAUUAUUGUAAAAUAUACUUUGUUAUUAUCAUAAUUAUGUUAUUAUAUAGCACACACAAUAUUGUCAUAAAUAGUAAUUUUAUUUCACAAAUUACUUUUAUAGCAAAUCUGGGCAUUUAAUUUUUUUUAUCACAAUACAAAUCUACAAAUCUUGCUCACUGUCUUUAUGAAUGGUCUUUUUGUACUGCUAUUACUGAAAUAGAUUUGUUUUUAUAUUCCUAUCAACUUUGCAGUAAAUUAUAAAUGAAA
Misgurnus anguillicaudatus (oriental weatherfish) is the source of this 2034-nucleotide messenger RNA. The record is from RefSeq and is a predicted model, not a curated record. NCBI's taxonomy places the organism in Eukaryota, Metazoa, Chordata, Actinopteri, Cypriniformes, Cobitidae.